Molecule: messenger RNA, 978 nt
Organism: Drosophila innubila
Lineage: Eukaryota; Metazoa; Arthropoda; Insecta; Diptera; Drosophilidae
Exons: 1
Coding region: 64-960 (298 amino acids)
Source: RefSeq, a predicted model, not a curated record
UACUGUUAGCUGUGUUAUAUAUAAAUUUUAUGAUCCAAUCAAAAUUCACGGCAUCUUGAACAAAUGGAAAAUCCAGCAGGACUCAAGUCAAAGUUGACAACUUGCAGAGCCAAGGGUUUGCCUCUCUGUGCCCCUGAGGCAACAUCCAUUAAGGAAGAGAUAUUACCUUUUGUGAAAAUCGUGCCACCGGCACCGGGAAGAACCUUGCUAUGUGAUUGUGUGUUUGAGGAUGUCUCAGAAACGUUGGAGAUUGAUGACGAGGAGCCACCGACUAUUGAUGAAGAACUGCAACUGGAGGACAUUAGAGCAGAGCUGAAGAAAAAUCAGCAACGGGUUGAGCUGAUCGAUAAGACGUUUGAGCUUAAUACUCCUGAAUGUCCCGUUGUGGAUUGCAGUGUCAAUAUGGAUGUGGAGCUGAACAACUACAGUGUCCAUUCAGAGAUAGCGAAUCUGCAGCGCAACAAUCACAAGUUGCGACAGCAGCUGAAGGAGUUGCAGCAAUGCUGCACUGCAUCCGAUACUCUUCUGAAGAGUCUAAGGACAAGCCUCAGUCGAGACAUGGAUGCGGUUGUACAACUGCAGCAGCGUAUGGAACAAAUCGACUCCUUCAAGCGAAACGUGGAGCAUGAGCGAGUGCUCUGCAGCCAACGUUAUCGGUAUUUGAUGCGGGAGAUGUACGACUGGGAUGAAUGUAAUCGGUAUAUCGAAAAGAGGUUAAAGGUCUCCGAGAAGGAGAUCCUGAGAUUUGUUUCUAGGGUGGACUACAAGAGUUCCAAGCAUGAAGCUAUCGAUAGGCUCAACCAGGCCAAGCUUCAGGUCAGGGAUGUUCACGAUGCGAUGUACAAGAAUCUGGCUACUCCGAGAACAAUGGGAAGCUCCUUGCCGAGUGUCCGUAUGGGAUCCGAAAUAGCCGCGUUUCUUCAACGCAACAUGCAGCUCUUCAGCAAGGAAUCACAUUAAACUAAAAUCUGUUUGAAA